Molecule: messenger RNA, 780 nt
Organism: Tricharina praecox
Lineage: Eukaryota; Fungi; Ascomycota; Pezizomycetes; Pezizales; Pyronemataceae
Exons: 1
Coding region: 441-776 (111 amino acids)
Source: RefSeq, a predicted model, not a curated record
CCCCAGGACUCGCUCGGCUAGAACACCCACCACAGGGCUGAUGGUCAAGUCCUUACUCCACACAGUUAGGUACCUCCAGCCCAGCCCAGCAACCAGGGCUCCUCCGGUUUCGACGGCAUGGCACGGCACGGACUCGGGGUCAGAUUCCCCUCUCUCUCGCACAGAACAGCACAGGCCAACAGGCCAACAGAUGAUACCCAGUUCCUCUGCUAUGCAUCCAAGCCCCCUCCGCUGUCACUGCCCAGUGUCCACCGUCCACCGUCCGUACUCUACAGCAUGGAUACAUAUCCCUCCAGACUCCAGCGUCCGCAGGCCAUCCACCAUCCCAAGUACCUAGGCCCAUGUAUCAUCGCUAGGCACACAUACUCUACAUACGGCGGAUCGGAUCGCCACCAACUCCGCCCGUGUGGGUGGGUUGGGCGGGUGGACGAGUCGAGAUAAUGCUCCCAUGCGCGUGCUCUUCUCUGUUGUACUCUAGGUACUCUGUUGUACUGUACUCCGUUGUACUUUACUCUGUUGUGUUAUGCUCUGCUGUGCUGUGCCACGGCAGAUUUUUCUCUUUCCUUCUCGUCGUCUGGACGCUGGACUGGGCGGAGACGGGGGCGUCCGCCUUUGUAUGUGACUCUGUGUACUAUAUAGUAUGUAUGCAGGUAUUGUAUGCAGGAUGGCUGUCCGGAUACCGCCGGGAUCCUGAGGAUUUAUGUAUGUAUCAUAGCCAAGUAUUUAUGUGCGUAUUUACAGUAUGUAUGAAUUUGUGGGGGAGGGAGGGGGAAUAGGCUC